AGCAGCAAAUUUCAGAUGAUAAUAACCGAAUUCAAAUACUAUUUGAUAUUCCAAUUAAAUAUCCAAAACAACCAAUUAAUUUACGUGUAAUAAAUUCAUUAUACGAUAAUGAGAAAGAAAUUACCGAACUACAAAAACAACUUGAAGCUCGUGCUAUAGAAUUAGCUGAGCAGGAAGAAUUUGCCAUGUAUGAGAUAGCAGAAUUUAGUCGAACUUGGCUUUGGGAACAUGAAAAUAAUCGUAAAACAUUUAAAAGAGAAUUUUGGUUGGGCGAAUGGAUGAGUCGUGCUCUGGAUUGGCGUAUCGAAUCAUAUUCACCUGCUCGCAUUACGCAAGUGCAAUUCGAGGCAGAAAGAAAGGUUGUAGAGAAGUGUGAUGAAUUAAUUGGUAUUAUUGUUUCCGUCGCACAAGCUCGAAGUUAUUUACGGUCGAAUCUUUGGAAUAUUGAGAAGUCAGUUGAUAUGUUAAAGGAAGAUUAUAAAAAAGGAAAAUUUCAGGAAACUACAAAGAUGAUUAAUGACGAAAUCGAAAAUUUUAUCGACAAUUUCGACGAAAACACAACAGAAAAUCCUUUGAAAACAUGUGCUAUUUGUUUCGACGACUUCCCAACAAAUGAGACUACGAUAUUUGCACCAUGUAAACAUGUUGUUUGCAAUGAUUGCUUUAUUCGAUAUCUCACGAUUAAAGUUUCCGAAAAACAAGUUUUCGAAAUUUAUUGUCCUGGAGAAUCGAAAUGCAAAGUUCUUGUGGAUCCAAUCACUAUUGGAUGGAUGCUAUCCAAUGAGUUAAUCGCGAAAUAUUAUACAUGGCUUCGAGAUUCGUUUAUUCAACUGCAGCAAAAUUCGCUAAGUAAGAAAUAUUUGUGGUGUAUUGAUAGGAAAUGUAAGCACGCUAUUUCGCAUAAAGCACCCAUGAAUAGCAACAACUACAACAAUGGACUUUUACAUUGUCACGGAUGUAACUCAACAUGGUGUCAAACAUGUGAAAGAAAUGGUGGGCAUUGGCCAGCUACUUGUAAAGACUAUCAACAUUAUGCUCAAAUCAAUCAUACAGUCAAUAUAUCUAUACCAAAAUCGGUUCCUUCAGACCUUUCCACGAAACCAUGUCCAAAAUGUGGAAUCCCGGUGGCGAAAAACGGUGGAUGUAUGCACAUGGUUUGCGCAUUAUGUAAAUUCAAUUAUUGUUGGGGAUGUGGAAUUGAUUGGAGUUCGAGAACUCAUACCAGAUUUUAUGAAUGUGACAAAGAGACUUUCCAUAUAAAUUCAACCUUUGAAUUGUUCGAAAUUGACGAUAUCCAAACAACACCUGGCCAAUUUCAAAAAAACUUUAAACGUGGGGUAUUACUUUAUACAACAGGCGUAGAAUCUCACACAGCAAAACUCGAUUUAAUCUACAAACAAUUUCAAAAUCAGAAGCGUGAAGAGCCUCUUCUACUGUUACAAAUAAGAUUGGCUUCUCUUUUAGUGCAAAUUAAUUAUAUUUUAAAAUAUGCUUCGAUGUCAUUUUUCGCUCGUGCCGAGAAAGUCACCCCUGCAGUUCGAAAUGCCGUUGAGGUUAGUCAACGAGUUUCGUUUGGAUUGCUUGCGCUUGAAUCGUUGGAAGUAAGAGUCUUGGAGGUUGUUCGUUUGAGGUUUGGCCAUGGGGGAGGUAACGGUGCUGGAGGGUCAAAAGAUCGUGCUCCUCCAUUACAAGAUAAACUAUUUGAUUUCCAGCAAGAGUUUGAAAAAUGUAAUGUUCAGAUUAAGAGUAACGUUAAACGAUUGGUUAAUUCAUUAAGUAAUUUAGAUAAAUGA
Ambispora leptoticha is the source of this 1793-nucleotide messenger RNA. The record is from the annotation of a GenBank genome assembly. Lineage: Eukaryota; Fungi; Glomeromycota; Glomeromycetes; Archaeosporales; Ambisporaceae.